GCCGUAGCGCUUCCGCGGUGGAUGUCAGGUGUCUGCCAGGAGAGGUGCGAGAGGCGGCGGACGGCUGGCUGUUCCUCGAGCGGGGACGCUCCUGUCGCCGGUGAGCACCACGCGGCACCUCACAAUGCGCCGCCGCUCUCGCCGCCCGAGGUCGCGGCGGCCGCGCUUCCCCUUGAACGGCGUCCGUGGAGGCGCUCGGCGGGGACCGAGGCUCCCAUGCGUGCCGGGUGUGCCGCCCGACGCGGGGCUUACGCGACCGCUCGGGUCGGUGCCUUCGGUGGCCACAAGUUACUCGGCCUCUUCCUGCUCUUCUGCGAAGUGAGAGGGAGGAGGCGAAGAAACAGGGAGAGAAUCUCAAGCAGGCUCCAUGCCCAGCAGAGCUCCAUCUCACGACCCUGAGAUCAUGACCUGAGCCGAAAUCAAGAGUCAGAUGCUCACUGACUGAGCCACCCACGUGCCUCAACACACACCUAUUCUCCCAUUGGGUGGACUCCCAGCCCCUAGGACAAUAAAAGCAGCUCUUAAGGGGGGAGUGGGGUUUCGGGGAUCUACUCAUCUUGGGGCUACCCUGAGACACACUUCUGUUCAUAAGUCUCCUUAAUAAACCAUUUCUUGUCAAGCUGGACUUGUCAGCCUUUUUCUGUGGUCUUCCUGCCACCUAAGCCUUCGGAGGUCGUUUUGCAUUUAACUCCCUUUCAUGGAACAAACACAGUGAAUGCACUUAGUGUCACUGACUUUUACACUUUAAGAUGGUCACAAUGGUAAAUGUUACGUUGUACGUAUUUUACCAUAAUAAAAAAAACCUGCAGUUAUAUUCAGAUUACGUUAUUUAAAGAGAUGAAACAGAUUUUAAUAUAUUUUUCACUCAGGGUAAUUUCUCAUUCAGUAUAAUUCUAGAAAUGAUGGGAUUUUUCAAGCUAGAAAAGACCAUAGAGAUUGAUGGCUUAUGCCUAUAUUAUAAAGUUUGUUGAAAAUAUUCAAUUUUUAGUUAUCCCAAAUAUUUAGGAUCAUUCAUUCUGUUAUGGGAUUUUUUUCUACCAAGAGGUUUACAAUUCUCUCUCUGACUCAUCGCUUAAGAUACUGACCCUGAACUCAAAACUUAACCUAGUGGAAGCCAAUGACAUCUGACUCGGUGUGAGUCAACAAAGCAUAAACCAUUUUCCUUUCUUUCUAACCCCAUUGGCAUGCAACAAUAGCAGACUGUGUAAAGUCAUUAGCCUACGUGUUCAAAUCAUAUAUAGUCUAAUUUUCUUCAUGCUAUAAAUUACUGUAAAUCCAAGUGUGCAGAACACUUUGACUAAGAAUGAAACAUUAAAUCAAUAUCUGUUCCAUGAACUAUGCACAGAUACUUUAUCAAUUUACCUUUCAAAUAAAGUUCUUUAAUGAAGUCACUCAUUGCCAUCAGCUUUUUAUAAUGACUCUACCUAAUAAAGUAUUUGCCAAAAAAAAGUAGGAAGUAUUAAGAAAAAAUAACAAAGUAUUUGCCUGUGGGGAAAACAAAGAAUUUCCCAAAAAUAGGAAAAACUUUUUUUUCAAGUAAAUUUUCAAAUUACACUUGUUAACCUCAUCUCCAUCUCUGUAAAGGUAUAUCACACACGAUCUUGAAAGUUUCACUGCAUUUCGGGAUUGUUCUUGAAGAGAUACUCUGCC
Molecule: messenger RNA, 1650 nt
Organism: Zalophus californianus (California sea lion)
Lineage: Eukaryota; Metazoa; Chordata; Mammalia; Carnivora; Otariidae
Exons: 2
Coding region: 22-399 (125 amino acids)
Source: RefSeq, a predicted model, not a curated record